This is a messenger RNA of Colletotrichum aenigma, 1692 nucleotides long. It is a transcript of the gene plyF-3, whose product is annotated as putative pectate lyase F. Gene Ontology annotation, biological process: pectin catabolic process. The transcript is spliced from 8 exons. The record is from RefSeq and is a predicted model, not a curated record. Gene Ontology annotation, molecular function: protein binding; pectate lyase activity. NCBI's taxonomy places the organism in Eukaryota, Fungi, Ascomycota, Sordariomycetes, Glomerellales, Glomerellaceae. Gene Ontology annotation, cellular component: extracellular region. The coding region runs from base 1 to 1692 and encodes 563 amino acids.
AUGGUUUCUCAAUCUCUUGCGCUGCUGUUGUCCGGCUUCGCGCCAUGCAUCUCGGCACUUAGCCAUCAGCUUCUAGUUGGAACAUUCGGAACACCAUACAUCUACACUCUUACCUUCGAAGAUGCGGCCAAGACACUGGUUCUGAGUGCGAACACCUCAGUGAACACCAGCAGCUCAUGGAUUGCCUUGAGCUACGACAAGCAAAACCUGUAUGGCAACUCUUUCGAAGACAGCGGCAACAGCCAAUACGUCAGUUAUGCUUUUGAAGACGACCUCUCCAUUGGCGCUGGAACGAUCAUCACGGCCGGAGGAGACUGCACCGAGCGCUCCAUCUUCGUGACCCCUUCAACCGUCUCUCCGUAUACAGUCUACGGAACGCCAUUUGGCGCGUGUGGGACGGUCAUGUCAGUGACAGAUGGAGUUCUCACGGAGUCAAUCCAAGAAUACAACUACUCGACGUCUUCCGGAGUCCACGGCCUCGCCUUCAACCCUGCUGGAACUAUGAUGUACUCUUUCGACGACACCGGCAACGCCAUCUGGGUUCACUCAAUUGACAACUCUACCGGGGAGCUUACCUACGUUGCGGAUGUUGCUGCUCCUGUUGAAGGAGCCGAUCCGAGGCAUGGCGCCGUGCAUCCGGCGGGCGGCUACCUUUAUGCUGUGCAUGAAGGAACCAAUGAAGUCGGCGUUUACUCCAUCGACCAGACGACUGGCAUUCCCAGCUAUGCCAAUCCUUCAUUUUCUCUCAUCCCAGAAGGUGCCAACAGCUCUGACUACUGGUCAGACGAGGUCGCGAUUGCCUACGGAUCCAAGUUCCUCUGGGCGACAUCGCGAGCCCGCGACGCCAACAACACUGGCUACAUCUCAAUCAUGUCUUUGAACGACGACGGCUCUGUGGAGAAACAGAACUUCCUGUCUCCCACAACCACCAGUGGAGGGUCAGCGAACGCUAUCACCGCGAACAGCUUCAGCGACAUUCUCGUCAUUUCAGCAGCAAUGUUCAGCAAGCCCAUCUUCGCAGCCGUAGCUGUUCUUGCAGCCCUGCCGACGGCCCUUGGUUGCUUGGGCUACGAAGCAGGCCUGCCAACUCCUACCUCAACGAAGAAGAUUUCUGCUCCGAUCUACGUUCGGGCCGGUCAAGUCUUUGAUGGAGGCUGGGCCAAGUACGACAGGAGCCCCACGUCUUGUACUGGGCAGCAAGAGGGAGGCGAGAAGGACACUGCAUUCGUUCUCGAGAAGGGCGCCACACUCCGAAACGUAAUCAUCGGCAAGACUGCCGGCGAAGGCGUAUACUGCCUCGGAGGUGGUUGCAACAUCGAGUUCGUGUGGUUCGAGGAUGUUUGUGAGGAUGCUAUCUCGAUCAAAGAAGACAAGGCCGGCGACGUGACAUGGAUCGUCGGUGGAGGUGCUUACCACGCUUCCGACAAGAUCAUCCAGCACAACGGCUGCGGAAAGGUCAAUAUCAUCAACUUCUAUGCUGAAGACUAUGGAAAAGUCUACCGGUCUUGCGGAACUUGCCAGAAGUGUGCGCGCGAAGUCUACGUCGAGGGAGUCACUGCCCGUAAGGGAGGUGAAGUUGUUGGAAUCACCAAAGCCAACGGCGACAAGGCAACUCUCAAGAACGUCUGCACUGACGCGAAGACGCCCUGCCAGAACUACAGCGGUCCCGGUGUCAAGGACGGCGCCUGCUAA